Molecule: messenger RNA, 675 nt
Organism: Colletes gigas
Lineage: Eukaryota; Metazoa; Arthropoda; Insecta; Hymenoptera; Colletidae
Exons: 1
Coding region: 1-675 (224 amino acids)
Molecular function (GO): nucleic acid binding
Source: RefSeq, a predicted model, not a curated record
AUGGCCGAAGUACAUCAAACGCUAGAGAAAGACGAAAGGGUGCAACGCUUCCUCGCGGACAAGGAAGUUUCGUGGCAUUUCAUACCGGCUCUUUCCCCUAAUUUCGGUGGACUGUGGGAAGCCGCAGUCAAAUCUUUUAAACACCACGUAAAACGGGUGGUCGGGGACGAACUAUUCACAUUCGAACAGUUCAACACAUUCGCGAUCGAAGUCGAGGCAAUUUUAAACUCCCGUCCAUUAACUCCUCUGUCAUCUGAUCCCAACGAUCCCUCCGCGUUAACUCCCGCUCAUUUCUUGAUUGGCACUUCUUUAACGAGCAUACCCGAGACCGAUUUCAGCAAUAUUCCCAGCAAUCGGUUGUCAAAUUGGCAACACAUUCAGAAGGUCAAGCAGGACUUCUGGACCAGAUGGCACAAGGAGUAUAUCCACCAGCUGAACGUGCGAACAAGGUGGAUCAAGGGUUCGCACGAGAUCAAGGAAGGAUCCCUGAUCAUCUUAAAGGAUGAUCAUCUUCCACCGCUACAAUGGCAUCUCGGACGAGUCGAGAAGGUGCAUCCAGGAGCUGAUAACAUCAUCCGAGCAGUCACCGUCCGGACCAACCAGGGCACCUACCGACGCAACGUGAAGCAGCUGGCGCUGCUCCCAAUUACAAACGAGGAACCUCCCCAACGAUAA